AUGUGGAAGCGUUGGAAAAAUCAGCUGGGCUUGAAGAGGGAUGGAAGACAGGGUGAAGCGCAUAAUACGGGAUGGCCUCGUGUUUUGUCCCUUUAUCGGGAACUGCAAGAGCGACGCUUGGUUGUCGAUAUGAUGGCCCGUGUUGAUGACUAUGAGAUCCGUGAAACCCCCAUGUCGCCUACACUUUCGUUCCGGAGCCUCUCCUCAGAAGCCUUCCCCUUCCAUCAGUUCCCGCAGCGGGAUGCGUUCGAUGAGACCCUGGGAUGUGUAGAUAUUGAGGCUGGCCGGUCCCCGAUGGUCUUUCAACUUGGCACUCUCUCUGCCAUCGAGGGACAAUACCAUGCGGUCAUCGACCAGAACUUGUGGUUUGAAGUCGGCAUUUACUCGCCCGCUAUCUGUUACACAGACUCAAUCUCGAGUCUUGACCUUAACGAUGCAGGCCCAAGCUGGGUAAACGAGCCUGAAGGCUCAAGCAUGAGUGACUUUAUUCAGAGCAUAAACUAA
Molecule: messenger RNA, 504 nt
Organism: Penicillium pulvis
Lineage: Eukaryota; Fungi; Ascomycota; Eurotiomycetes; Eurotiales; Aspergillaceae
Exons: 1
Coding region: 1-504 (167 amino acids)
Source: RefSeq, a predicted model, not a curated record